Molecule: messenger RNA, 1881 nt
Organism: Anthostomella pinea
Lineage: Eukaryota; Fungi; Ascomycota; Sordariomycetes; Xylariales; Xylariaceae
Source: the annotation of a GenBank genome assembly
AUGGAUGAAAGCAAGGAACCGAGAACCAAGCUGCUUCGUGUCUUGACCGAGACUGGCACGAGCCCAAAAUAUGACCAUGUUUCGCUCCUGAUCACCAGUCGCGACGAGAAGGACAUCCGCGAUGCUAUCGUGGCCACGCAGGCCAUGCGGAAAAGCCAGUUGAUGGACUUGGACGUACAGUCAGAACUGGCCGCUGUGAAGCCUUAUACGGAAUUGUCGAUGGAAAAUAAUUGGGUCAUGGAGGCGAUCCGCAUAUACGUCAAAAAGCAAGUAGGGGCAGGCGAGCUGUUCCAGAGCUGGACGCCGGGAUUCCGAGCGGAAGUUGAGGAAUUGCUCUCCAGAGGUGCUCGAGGAAUGUUCAGAUGGGUCGCGUGUCAAAUUGACAUCCUGAAGCGCCUCUACAUGGACAAGGCACAGGUACGCGAAGUUCUCGCAGACCUUCCAGAAACUCAUUUCGAGACGUACGAAAAGGUGCUCCUGAAGAUACCACCACAGAAUCGCGGCUUCGCCCGGACGGCUCUGGCGCUCAUCUGCAGCCCUCCCUCGAGGAUCCCCAGUGCUGAAGUGCUUGUGCAAGCUUCGCUUCACAAUGUCUUGAGAGGGGAGGUGCAUCGAUAUGGAAUCGAAAACCUGCGAAGGAUUCUCGGCUGUCUGAUCAAGGUGACGGACAUGAAGCGAAAGCCAGCCACUUUGUAUAAGCGCCAUGACGAGGAAUCGGUCUCCAAGAGGGUUGAUGUUGCCCACUACACUGUGAAGGAGUACCUUUUUGCAUCCAGCACGGCCAAGGGGCGAGCGAAGGAGUUCGCCCUGAGUUCUGGUCUUAUUCGGAAGCUAGAGAUGCAAGUUGUCUUCAACAGUCUCCAGCAGUUUGAAGUCAACAGGCGGAAAGGGAUCCCAACCCGAUUUGAGGAGUAUUGCCUGAGUACGGGUGACCGAGCGCUUAGGGAUAAGCGCACCUUCAUAGUCAAGGAAGAAAGCGUUUGGAAAGCGUUGAUACCAUGCCUCGGACCUGGAAGCAUGCAUUUGACCGACUUGCGGAACGCAGGCCAGAGAGCGGCGUUCCCAAGAUGGGCGAUACUCGGCGAUUUCGAAGAGUAUGAGGAGACAGAGCCAGAUCACAGAAAACUGGUCGAGCCGGAGACACGCAUCCUCGUGAGCCUCGUUCUGUUGAGAUGGCCGGAGCUUGCGCAGAAGUUCUUGAAUGAUGAGCAGCUUUUCAAGGAUUUGAGCGUCAACAAGAAGAGGGCGGUAUGGACCGACAAGUUUACCCUGAAGGGAAACUCGCGCCCGGAGACCCUGUUGAGACUCUGCGUGGCAAGGAAACGGGUCGGCUUCCUCGAGAUGUUCAUCAAGGCGGGCGCAACCUUCCACAAAGAGCCUGACAUCAUCUUCACUGCGCUCGAGGACCCCUAUACUGUGGGCAAAGAGGAAAACCCCUAUAGCCCACAUAAAGAAGAGAACAGAGAGGAACGCGAUGACGACGGAACUGUGACGGGCAAACUCCUGAAGCUGCUACUGGAGCAGGGAGCCGAUCCGAAUCCGCCAGGCUAUCGGUUCACCCCACUUCAAGACGUCGUCCACCAUCUUGAGGAAGGUUGGGUGCAGAGUCUUCUCUGCGAGGGCCGCGAUGCUAACGUGACAGGUGACCCUAAUGGUGACCUUCCCUACGGAAACAACGAACUGUGGCAUCGUCAACAUCCACUCAAGAUUUGUCGCACCAUCAGACCGGCAUGGCAAGGAGGCGAGGGUGUGGAAGAUGAAACACACGCGAGCCAGGUGCACGUGAGCCACAGGGCACGUUGCAAGCUCCUUACAUCGUCCGAUCGCCUUGAGACGACACCCGUCCCGGAGGGUGAACCAUUUUUUGCUCUCUCUGGAUAA